This is a messenger RNA of Emys orbicularis (European pond turtle), 2211 nucleotides long. RefSeq names its product WD repeat and coiled-coil-containing protein-like. NCBI's taxonomy places the organism in Eukaryota, Metazoa, Chordata, Testudines, Emydidae. The coding region runs from base 1 to 2211 and encodes 736 amino acids. Gene Ontology annotation, molecular function: kinase binding. The transcript has 3 exons. The record is from RefSeq and is a predicted model, not a curated record.
AUGGAGUUGGGAAAGGCAAAACUUCUAAGAACUGGCCUUAAUGCCUUGUAUCAGGCCAUACAUCCUGUGCAUGGAAUUGCCUGGACAGAUGGGAAGCAAGUGGCACUGACUGCUUUACAUUUUCAUCAUGGAGAACUCAAGUUUGGUGACUCAAGUGUAAUUGGUCAGUUUGAACAUGUUCAUGGACUUUACUGGGGCUCAUGUUGUGCUGCAGACACACCAGCUCUGCUUGCUGUUCAGCAUAAAAAACAUGUCACUGUUUGGCAGCUGAGCUAUAACAUUUUGGAAAAGAAAAAGCUCCUGGUUUCUCAAACUUGUGAAAUGGGUGAGCCAUUCCCAAUGCUUCCCCAGGGCUGUGUGUGGCAUCCCAAGAAGGAUAUUUUGGCUGUGCUUACUAAACGGGACGCCUCGGUUUUACACGCUGUUCGUUCUGAUAAUUCCAGGGUUAAGGCGGAUAUCAAAAGCAGUGGUCUCAUCCACUGUGCUUGCUGGACUAAAGAUGGUAAUCGCUUAGUGGUUGCUAUAGGCACUGCCCUUCAUUCCUACAUAUGGGAUGAUGCUCAGAAAGCUUUAAAUGCUUGCUUCUUUUGCCCAAUAUUUGAUGUGGGUGGUUAUAUCUGUGCUAUAGAAGCUACUUUAGAUUUCCAAAUUGCUGUAGCCACAGAGCUUCCAUUAGAUAAGAUCUGCGGCUUAAAUGCAGGCAUUACUUUUGAUGUGCCAUCUGGUACUGAAACAGGUUCUUUAACUUCACAGUCUACUCUGGCACUUGGGGAUGAGGAAUACUCCAUGGACCUAAGAAGAAAAUCAAUAGAUUCAGAAAAAUCAGUGGCUGUUGAUUCAGUAGCUUCUUCUUCAUCAGGUCCUGUGGAUUUGACCCAUAUCCUUACAAACCAUCGGAGAUCUGAUCCCAGUCCUCUCAUUCCUCUGAGACGCAAGGACUAUGUCCCAGGAAACAAUCAAGACUCUUCAUACCUGAUCUUGGUGACUUUUGAGAGAAAGGUAACGACCACCCGAAAAGUCAGCAUCCCAGGCAUUCUGGUCCCUGAUAUAAUAGCUUUUGACCCUAGAGCUCAGAUUGUGGCAGUAGCUUCCAAUACUUGUAACAUUGUUUUGGUUUAUUCGGUAACCUCUUCCUGCAUGCCCAAUAUUCAACAAAUCCAAUUGGAGAAAAGUGAAAGACCGAAGGGUUUGUGCUUCUUGACAGAUAAACUCUUGUUGAUUUUGAUUGGAAAGCAGAAAUUCACUGACCCUGCUCUCAUUCCAUCUUCAAGUUCAGAAAGGUACAUUAUUCGUUUAAUGAUCAAAGAAUUAAUAUUUGAAGAAGAUUUUUCAGCGCCGUUGGAUGCCACCCAGAAUCUGCUUUCUAAUUUUGAAUCCUCCAUAAAUACUCUUGGAAAACGGAAGUUCUUUGAAAAUCUUGCCAUGGAAGAUCAACCCUUGAGCAGGGAGCUGUUAAUACCAGGUAGCACUAUAAUUCAAUCCUCUAGUGGCAGGAGAAGACUUAUAGAAGAAGUGAAGAGUCCCAGUUAUGAACGAAGCUCAUCAUCAAGUGUGAGUGACCUUGAUGAAAAAAGGGUCUCCGGUGACCCAUCCAUUGCUUUGGAAACGUUGGAUGCUGAGCCAAUUAAUCGGUCAGUGGCCCUCUUUGGACUUGGUACACCAACCAGGUUUUCCAACAGACCAGCUUCUCCUAAAGUGCAGCUGGAUGUGUUUCAAGAAAUUUCUGUUUCUCCUAAAAAUAACAACUUACCAAGUGAAAAAGGAGCAAGUCACAUAUCCAGGAAUCUAGAAAGACUCUGUGGCAGCUUCACUGAGUUACAGCUGCACCUUUCUGAACUAACAGACUCCACUAAAAAUGGAAAGAGGUUAUCUCUAGCAUAUCCAUCUUUUCAGGAGCCACCUUUUGUCCAUAUCACUUAUCAGAAGUAUUUCUCAAAUGGAGCUGUUGCUGAAGAAACAAGAACUGUUCUCCUUUGUGAUGGCAAGAUCCAUCUGAAUUUAGUCCAGCAGCUUUUUGAUCUACCCAUUAUUGAAAUGAAACAUGGUUCUUCUUGGAUUGUUCUCACUGCAGACAGCGAAGGCUUUGUUCCAUUAAUGUUCAAAGCAAAACAAGAGAUAAUCAUAAGGGAUGGAAGUGACAGUUCAGAAGUCUGUGGAAGUCACUCCUGCAAAAACAGCAUGUCUAUACAACCACCAAGCAGUGUGACAUAA